AUCUGUUUUAGGACCCUGAGAAUGUCUUCAUUUCCUGUUCAACACUGGAAUUUUGGUAUCGGCCCAAUAACGUGUCACGCUUGGAAUAAAGAUAGAACUUGUAUUGCUGUUUCACCGUCAAGUAAUGAAAUUCAUAUUUUUCAUUGGGAACAAGGUCAGUGGAAAUUAACUCAUUUGUUAAAAGAACACGACUUACCAGUUACUGGUUUGGAUUGGGCUCCAAAUACAAAUCGUAUUGUUUCAUGCUCGCAGGAUAAAAGUGCUUAUGUUUGGACAUUUGAUGGAACCAACUGGAAACCAGAGCUUGUUUUGGUUCGGAUAAAUCGUGCUGCAACUUGUGUUAAAUGGUCACCACUUGAAAAUAAAUUUGCUGUUGGAAGUAGUGAAAAAUUGGUCUCAGUUUGUUAUUAUGGAAGAGAAAACGAUUGGUGGAUUUCGAAACAAAUCAAAAAGCCUCUGCGCUCUACUGUUACUUGUAUUGAUUGGCAUCCUGACAAUAUAAUUUUAGCAGUAGGAGCUUGUGAUAUGAAGACUCGUGUUUUCUCGGCAUAUGUAAAGGAAGUCGAUGAGAAACCUACUCCUAAUCCAUGGGGAAUGAAGAUGCCAUUUGGUACUUUACUUUGUGAGGUGAAAAACUUGGGAUGGGUGCAUCAUGUUGCAUUUUCACCAUCAGGUUGUCGCCUUAUAUAUGUUGAUCAUGGAUCGUCGAUCUGCCUGAUCGAUACAAAUCAUUCAUUGGAUGAACCCAUUGUCUUAAAUACACCUUUUCUUCCUUUUACUUCUGUUCAGUGGAUAACUGAAAAUAGUGUAAUAGCUGCAGUAAGGGAAUUUCAGGGCCAUGACUCUACGCCAAUGUUAUUUAUGUAUACAAAUGAGACUCUUAAGUUCGUGACAAAGCUGGAUAUACCUUCUGAGCAGAAAUCAACUAACACCAACAGUGCUAUGCAAAAAUUCCGUAAUAUUGAUCGAAACGCUGCUUCCGAAGCCUUAAACAUUAAAUUAAAAACACUUCAUCAGAAUGCCAUAAUGCAAAUAUUACCUCAUUCUGGUCGUCAACAGAAUAUACAAAAAUUCACUACAUGUGGUAUCGAUGGUCUUAUCGCUUUAUGGGAUAUCAAGGUUUGUUUUUAA
Messenger RNA from Dracunculus medinensis (Guinea worm), 1131 nucleotides. Lineage: Eukaryota; Metazoa; Nematoda; Chromadorea; Rhabditida; Dracunculidae. The record is from the annotation of a GenBank genome assembly.